Molecule: messenger RNA, 900 nt
Organism: Clonostachys rhizophaga
Lineage: Eukaryota; Fungi; Ascomycota; Sordariomycetes; Hypocreales; Bionectriaceae
Source: the annotation of a GenBank genome assembly
AUGGAGUACAUGCAAUUUUCCAACGCGCUAGAGGUGCGAGGUUUCACAAAGCGCUCUCGCUCAGACACCUACCCUUUCAUCGACCCGUCUUUACAAGAUUUUGCCGGAAAGUCAGUAUGCAUCACUGGUGCGUCCAGAGGCCUGGGGAAGGCAAUGGCGAUUGCAUUCGCCUCGGCGGGGUGUUCUAAAAUCGCCCUGGUAGCGCGCGGAGCCCUCAUUGAGGUUGCAAACGAAUGCAGAGAAGCUGCAGACCGAGCUGGUCGAGCCGUUCCAACCAUCGUCGAACUAUCUCUUGACGUGACAUCAGAGGAUAGCUUAAAUAAUGCUGCGAAAACAAUCUCGGAUGCGUUUGGUGGAUCUCUGGAUAUUCUCAUCAAUAAUGCCGGUUAUAGCGAAGGUCCAAGCCGUGUUGCCGACAAAGACUCGGAUCCCCAAGAGUGGUGGAGGACAUGGGAGGUUAAUGUCAAGGGGGUUUAUCUAUGUUGCCGAGCAUUCAUGCCCCUUAUUCUCGCGUCCAAGUCAAAAACAAUCUGCAAUCUGACAAGUGGCGCUGCGUUUGCCAUCUCAGGAUUGGCUUCGGCAUAUGGAGGCACCAAAUUCGCACUAUGUCGUUUCGGCGAGCACCUAGAUGCCCAGUAUGGAAAGGAGGGAUUGGUUAUUCACUCGGUGGAACCAGGAGCUGUGAAAACAGACUUGGCUAGCCAGCUUCAUCCCGACUUUACGCCGUAUCUGACGGAUACUGCUGAACUGGUGGCGAACACUCUGGUAUGGCUCACAGCUGAAAGGAGAGAAUGGUUGUCGCCACGGAUCAUUUGUUCAAAUUGGGAUAUGGAGGACCUGCUGAAUAAGAAGGAACCGAUUUUUUCUGGUGAUUUACUUAGGUUUAGAUUGUCUAUAUAG